Molecule: messenger RNA, 13290 nt
Organism: Pan troglodytes (chimpanzee)
Lineage: Eukaryota; Metazoa; Chordata; Mammalia; Primates; Hominidae
Source: RefSeq, a predicted model, not a curated record
UGCCUGUAAUCUCAGCUACUCAGCAGGCUGAGGCAGGAGAAUUGCUUGAACCAGGGAGGCAGAAGUUGCAGUGAGCCAAGAUCACUCCAUUACACUCCAGCCUGGGCGACAAAAGCACAACUCCAUCUCAAAAAAAAAAAAAAAAAAAAAAAAGAUGUAUAGCAGUUCCCCCAACCUUGCUUCUCCUGCUGCCAUGUAGGACGUGCCUUGUUUCUCUUUAGCCUUCCCCCAUGAUUGCAAGUUUCCUCAGGCCUCCCCAGCCAUGUGGAACUUUGAGUCAAUUAAAUUUCUUUUGUUUAUAAAUUACCCAGUCUCAGGCAGUCUUUGUUUUUGUUUUUUUGUUUUUUUUUUGAUGGAGUCUUGCUGUCUCCCAGGCUGGAGUGCAGUGGCACGAUCUCGGCUCACUGCAAGCUCCGCCUCCUGGGUUCACGCCAUUCUCCUGCCUCAGCCUCCGGAGUAGCUGGGACUACAGGCUCCCACCACCACGCCCGGCUAAUUUUUUGUAUUUUUAGUAGAGACAGGGCUUCACCUGUUAGCCAGGAUGGUCUCGAUCUCCUGACCUCGUAAUCCUCCCGCCUUGGCCUCCCAAAGUGCUGGGAUCACAAGCGUGAGCCACUGUGCCCAGCCCUUAGGUAUUCUUUAUAGCUGUGUGAAAAUGGACUAAUACAGCAACAGAUCAGCCUUGCCCUGGGAAACCCACCUCUGCGAUCAUGGUAUUUCCCCUGCCAGGGAAGUAUAAGCAGGUUUUAUUAAGAUGCCAGGGCGACAGCGCCAGGUCAGAGCUGCGGCAGGAACGCCAGGCAGGGGGACUGAGUGUGCGGGAGGGGGGCGGGGCACAGGACAGCUGAGGGAGGGGUCAGGGUGGGUGCACGGUGACGGGGAGGGCAAAGGUGGUGUCAGUAUCUUCAUUUUGAGGAUUGGGGUUCAGAGCACUUCUGGGGUGUCAGCUCCUCCUUGCCCCCCGUGUGGCUCCGUAGGACUGGAAAGAGGACAUGAAGAGCUCUGAUGAAGAGCUCUGACAAAGAGCAGCAGAAACUCUGGAACUGUUUCCAGAGGGCCUGCACUUCAUGGACCAGGGCCACCACCUUCUCCUUCACCCAGGCCAGAACCCUGUGCCACCAGGUCUGCAGCCGCUGCAGCAUGGCCUGGAACCAUCUCAUGACCUCGUCACAAAAGCUCUCCCCAGGCUCCUCGGUUGCGGGAUCCUCAACAUCCAGGACAGGGGAUCUGUUGCCUCGGCACCGUAAUCCAUCCCUUUCUUUUUCAAGUAGAGGAGUGAGCUCCUGUGGAAUGGGAGCACCAUUCAGUGUCUGUAGGUGAGGGUGUCAGCCCCAGGCCCUGGCCACACCCCGGCCUGUCAGCCUUUUCCUGAGCCUGGGAGACGAGGCCCACAGGUGUUGGUUUCCUGGCUAUAAACAAAGUCUCUGCAGCACAGUGACACGUUCAUGAUGGCCAUGACGCCCACACUGGAAGGUUGUGGGUUUACCGGAAUGAGGGCAAGGAACACCUGGCCUACCCAGAAUGGAAAACCGCUUAAAGGCGUUCUUAAACCACAAACAAUAGCCUGAGCGAUCUGUGCCUUAAGGACAUGCUCCUGCUGCAGUUCACUAGCCAGACCCACCCCUUUAUUUCCACCCGUCCCUUCGCUUCACAUAAGGGAUACUUUUAGUUAAUGGAAUAUCUAUAGAAACAAUGCUAAUGACUGACUUGCUGUUAAUAAAUAUGUGGGUAAACCUCUGUUGGGGCUCUCAGCUCUGAAGGCUGUGAGACCCCUGAUUUCCCACUUCACACCUCUGUACUUCUGUGUGUGUGUCUUUAAUUCCUCUAGCGCCGCUGGGUUAGGGUCUCCCCGACCGAGGCUCGAAUCCAGGUCGAAGGGUCGCCGGAGCGAUGGUUGGAGAACGUGGAAGGAGCUGGAGGACACCCGAGUAUUCUUAAAGCAAUCCCCAUGGUGAGUAAGAAGGGGAGCUCGGAAGCAUCAGGGUAACAAUGGGAUUGGUUUGGGGUCUGGUUCCUUCCACCUUGGAACCUUUUCAAGCUAAUGAGGAGGGAGGAGAGUAUAACGAAGUAACAGAAGAGGUUACAGAGCAGGUUUAUUUGCCAGCUGAAGCUAAAGCGGCAAAGGAGGGAGACGUUCAUCCCUACCCUUCUGCACCCCCUACUUAUUAUUUUGAAGAAAAAGAGCGGCCUGACCCUCCAGAUCUUUCUUUUCCGGAGGAUACUGGGCGAAAAGUAGUUGCUCCAGUGACUGAGCAGCACCUCGAGCGACCUCUCUUAGUUCUAUUCAGGCAGGAACUCAGCAAGCUAGACGAGAGGGUGAUUUAGAGGCUUGGCAGUUCACUGUUAGGAUACACCCCCCAGAUCAACAGGGAAAUAUUAUAGCUACAUUUGAGCCUUUCCCUUUUAAAUUACUCAAAGAAUUUAAACAAGAUAUUCAUACUAAAAAAGAAUGUAGAAAAUAUCAAGGAGUCAGGCCACGAGAUAGGGGAAAAAAGAAAACUGCUGAGCCUGAAAUAUGUCCAAAAUGUAAAAAAGGAAAACAUUGGGCUAAUCAGUGUCACUCUAAGUUUGAUAAAGCUGGAAACCCGAUUUCGGGAAAUGCCAUGAGGUGCCCGUCCCGGGCCCGGUUCUAAAUCAGGGCAUUUCCAGCUCAGGCCUUUCCCUCACCCCCGUACAAUGUCUGUCCCCCGCCACAGCCGAUAGUGCCGCAGUAGAUUUAUGCUGCACGAAAGCCGUGAGCUUUCUGCCAGGGGAACACCCGCAAAAGGUCUCAACAGGAGUCUGUGGACCCUUGCCAGCGGGGCAAUAGGAUUACUUUUAGGAAGGUCUAAUUUAAGUUUAAAAGGGGUACAAAUACAUACAGGAGUCAUUGAUUCAGAUCACAAUGGGGAAAUUCAAAUUGUUAUAUCUACUUCUGUUCCCUGGAAAGCAGAGCCAGGAGAAUAUGUAUCACAGCUCCUGAUUGUGCCGUAUGUGGGAAUGGGGAAAAGUGGAACUAAACGAACAGGAGGAUUUGGAAGCACAAAUAAACAAGGCAAAGUGGCUUAUUGGGUAAAUCAAAUUGCUGAUAAACGUCCUACCUGUGAAAUAACUAUUCAGGGAAAGAAAUGUAAAGGUUUGGUAGAUACAGGAGCAGACAUUUCAAUCAUUUCUCUACAGCACUGGCCAUCCGCAUGGCCAAGUCAACCCGCUCAAUUUAACAUAGUUGGAGUUGGUAAAGCCCCUGAAGUAUAUCAAAGUAGUUAUAUUCUGCAUUGUGAGGGGCCCGAUGGACAACCUGGGAAUAUUCAACCAAUUAUAACUUCUGUGCCUGUAAAUUUAUGGAGAAGAGAUUUAUUACAACAAUGGGGAGCACAAGUUCUAAUUCCAGAACAAUUAUAUAGCCCUCAAAGUCAACAUAUCAUGCAUGAAAUGGGGUAUGUCCCUGGUACGGGACUAGAAAAAAAAUUUGCAAGGUUUGAAAAAACCGCUUCAAUUGGAAAGACAAAGUUCCCGCCAAGGUUUAGGAUAUCAUUUUUGAUGGCGGCCAUUGUUAAGCCUCCAGAACCUACACCUUUAAAACAGUUAACAGAAAAGCCAAUUUGGAUAGAAAAAUGGCCGCUAAGUAAAUAGAAACUGGAGGCUUUAGAGAAAUUAGUUACUGAACAAUUAGAAAAUGGGCACAUAGCGCCAACAUUUUCCCCUUGGAAUUCUCCAGUUUUCAUAAUUAAAAAAAAAAUCAGGUAAAUGGAGAAUGUUAACCGACUUAAGAGCCAUUAAUUCAGUUACACAACCUAUGGGAGCAUGACAGCCAGGACUGCCUUCUCCUGCUAUAAUUCCAAAAAAUUGGCCUUUAAUAGUCAUAGAUUUAAAAGACUGUUUCUUUACUAUCCCCUUAGCUAAGCAAGACUGUGAAUGGUUUGCAUUUACAAUUCCUGCAGUCAACAACCUGCAGCCUGCUAAGUGUUUUCAUUGUUUUACAGAUGGGUCUAGUAAUGGUAAAGCUUCUUAUUCUGGCUCAAAAAGUAGUUUUCCAGAUGCCUUAUAAAAAGCAAAGUUUGGGAUCUUCAGAGAAGGACUGUGUGGUAGAUAGAGCUCCCUCUCCCCUCUCCCCUCUCCCCUCUCCCCUCCCCCCUUUCCCCUCUCCCCUCUCCCCUCUUUCCACGGUCUCCCUCUGAUGCCGAGCCGAAGCUGGACUGUACUGCUGCCAUCUCAGCUCACUGCAACCUCCCUGCCCGAUUCUCCUGCCUCAGCCUGCCGAGUGCCUGCGAUUGCAGGCGUGCGCCGCCACGCCUGACUGGUUUUCGUAUUUUUUUGGUGGAGACGGGGUUUCGAUGUGUCGGCUGGGCUGGUCUCCAGCUCCUAACCGCGAGUGAUCCGCCAGCCUCGGCCUCCGGAGGUGCCGGGAUUGCAGACGGAGUCUCGUUAACUCAGUGCUCAAUGGCGCCCAGGCUGGAGUGCAGUGGCGUGAUCUCGGCUCGCUACAACCACCUCCCAGCCGCCUGCCUUGGCCUCCCUAAGUGCCGAGAUUGCAGCCUCUGCCUGGCAGCCACCCCGUCUGGGAAGUGAGGAGCGUCUCCGCCUGACUGCCCAUCGUCUGGGAUGUGAGGAGCCCCUCUGCCUGGCUGCCCAGUCUGGAAAGUGAGGAGCGUCUCUGCCCGGCCGCCAUCCCAUCUAGGAAGUGAGGAGCGCCUCUUCCCGGCCGCCAUCACAUCUGGGAAGUGAGGAGCGUCUCUGCCCGGCCGCCCAUCGUCUGAGAUGUGGGGAGCACCUCUGCCCUGCCGCCCCGUCCGGGAUGUGAGGAGUGUCUCUGCCCGGCCGCCCUGUCUGAGAAGUGAGGAGACCCUCUGCCUGGCAACCGCCCCGUCUGAGAAGUGAGGAGCCCCUCCGCCCGACAGCCACCCCGUCUGAGAAGUGAGGAGUGUCCUCCCUCCUCGUCUGGAAGGGAGGUGGGGGGGUCAGCCCCCCGCCCGGCCAGCCGCCCCGUCCGGGAGGCGAGGGGUGCCUCUGCCCGGCCGCCCCUACCGGGAAGUGAGGAGCCCCUCUGCCCGGCCAGCCGCCCCAUCCGGGAGGGAGGUGGGGGGGUCAGCCCCCCGCCCGGCCAGCCGCCCCGUCCGGGAGGGAGGUGGGGGGAUCAGCCCCCCGCCUGGCCAGCCGCCCCAUCCGGGAGGGAGGUGGGGGGAUCAGCCCCCCGCCUGGCCAGCCGCCCCGUCCGGGAGGGAGGUGGGGGGAUCAGCCCCCUGCCCGGCCAGCCGCCCUGUCCAGGAGGUGGGGGGGGGCGCCUCUGCCCGGCCGCCCCUACUGGGAAGUGAGGAGCCCCUCUGCCCGGCCAGCCGCUCUGUCUGGGAGGGAGGUGGGGGGGUCAGCCCCCGGCCCGGCCAGCUGCCCCGUCCGGGAGGGAGGUGGGGGGGUUAGCCCCCCGCCUGGCCAGCCGCCCCAUCCGGGAGGUGAGGGGCGCCUCUGCCCGGCCGCCCCUUCUGGGAAGUGAGGAGCCCCUCUGCCCGGCCAGCCGCCCCGUCCGGGAGGGAGGUGGGGGGGGUCAGCCCCCCGCCCGGCCAGCCGCCCCGUCCGGGAGGGAGGUGGGGGGUCAGCCCCCCGCCCGGCCAGCCGCCCCGUCCGGGAGGGAGGUGGGGGGGUCAGCCCCCCGCCCGGCCAGCCGCCCCGUCCUGGAGGGAGGUGGGGGGGUCAGCCCCCUGCCCGGCCAGCCGCCCUGUCCGGGAGGUGAGGGGCGCCUCUGCCCGGCCGCCCCUACCGGGAAGUGAGGAGCCCCUCUGCCCGGCCAGCCGCCCCCUCCGGGAGGGAGGUGGGGGGGUCAGCCCCCCGCCAGGCCAGCCGCCCCGUCGGGGAAGUGAGGGGCACCUCUGCCCGGCCGCCCCUACUGGGAAGUGAGGAGCCCCUCUGCCCGGCCAGCCGCCCUGUCCGGGAGGGAGGUGGGGGGUCAGCCCCCCGCCCGGCCAGCCGCCCCGUCCGGGAGGGAGGUAGGGGGGGUCAGCCCCCCGCCCGGCCAGCCGCCCCAUCCGGGAGGUGAGGGGCGCUUCUGCCCGGCCGCCCCUACUGGGAAGUGAGGAGCUCCUCUGCCCGGCCACCACCCCAUCUGGGAGGUGUACUCAACAGCUCACUGAGAACGGGCCAUGAAGACAAUGGCGGUUUUGUGGAAUAGAAAGGGGGGAAAGGUGGGGAAAAGAUUGAGAAAUCGGAUGGUUGCUGUGUCUGUGUAGAAAGAGGUAGACAUGGGAGACUUUUCAUUUUGUUCUGUACUAAGAAAAAUUCUUCUGCCUUGGGAUCCUGUUGAUCUGUGACCUUACCCCCAACCCUGUGCUCUCUGAAACAUGUGCUGUAUCCACUCAGGGUUGAAUGGAUUAAGGGCGGUGCAAGAUGUGCUUUGUUAAACAGAUGCUUGAAGGCGGCAUGCUCGUUAAGAGUCAUCACCACUCCUUAAUCUCAAGUACCCAGGGACACAAACACUGCGGAAGGCCGCAGGGUCCUCUGCCUAGGAAAACCAGAGAACUUUGUUCACUUGUUUAUCUGCUGACCUUCCCUCCACUAUUGUCCUGUGACCCUGCCAAAUCCCCCUCUGCGAGAAACACCCAAGAAUGAUCAAUAAAAAAGAAAAAAAAAAAGACUAAAUAAAAAAAAAAAAAGCAAAGUUUGUAGCUGUAAUUGAGGUAUUGACUGCUUUUGAUAGCCUAUUAAUGUGAUUUCUGAUUCUUCAUAUGUGGCUCAUUCCACACAGUUAAUUAAAAAUGCUCAGUUACUAUUUCAUACAGAUAAACAACUGAUGACAAAAACAAAAAAGGGGGAGAGAUAGGGAUUAUGGGACAGUCCAUACACAAUUGAAUCUAGCAUUAUUAACUUUAAAUUUUUUGAACCUGCCCAAAGGCCAGAUGUCAUCAGCAGCUGAACAGCAUCUCCAGAAACCAGCUGCAAAGACGGAAGCAGAACAACUGGUUUGGUGGAGAGAUCUGAUAACAAAAAGUUGGGAAACAGGUAAAAUAAUAACUUGGGGUAGAAGUUAUGCUUGUGUUUCUCCAGGCCAAAAUCAACAGCUGGUUUGGAUACCAUCAAGACACCUGAAAUCUUAUCAUGAGUCAGAUGCUGAGGAAGAGACUCCGGGAGGAUCCCGAGGACGCCCCAGUUGCAGCCAUGUUGAGACUGACACUGAGGAGGACCCCAACUGUCACGAGCAACACCUGUCGAACACAGCCACCCACCUGGGGACAGAUCAAGAAGCUGUCACAGAUGGCAGAAGAAAACCUGAGGAAAGCGGGACAACCAGUCACAAUGAGUAAUUUCAUGGUAGCUAUGAUAGCAGUUAUCACCAGUGCUGUGAGUAUUCCUUCAAUAAGGGCUGACACAGAGAACAAUUAUACUUAUUGGGCAUAUUUAUCAACCUUGGCUGGCAAUAAUGCCUAGAUGUAAUCACUCUAUGACACAGUUACACAUGCUUUCUGAUCUCAGUAUUUACCAUAAUCUGCUCCUAUAAUUGAGGCAUACCGCCCUUAAAAACCUAUUUGUAAACAAAAUUGAACCUGGCCAGAAAAAAUGAACGUACUUGUUUAGGAAGACUGCAUUGCAGAACAGGCAGAGGUGCUGUGCAGAGAUUCCUAUGGAAUAAUUAUUGACUGGUCCCCUAAGGGGAUGUUUAGCUUAAAUUGCACCUCUCAGUCUGCGUGCCACGGCCACACUAUGUGCAGCUGGUCUGAACAAAAUGGUCAGAUGGUAGAAACGAUAAGAAGUAUGGCAAAAGUUCCUGUUAUCUGGAACCAUGGUGGUAUAGUGGCACCUCAACCUCAAAUGAUAUGGCCUGCUCUAGGAGCUAAACAUUAAGGAUUUGUAGAAACCAUUAAUAGCUCUUAAUAAGAUCAAAAUUGGGGAAAGAAUAAAGCAUCUAGAAGGACACUCUACAAGCUUUUUGGAUACAGUAAAAUUAAAAGAAAAAAUAUUUAAAGCAUCCCAGGCACACCUGACCUUAAUACCAGCAACUGGAGUGCUUAAAGGAACUGCAGACAGAUUUGCAGCUAGUAACCCAUUAAAAUGGAUAAAAAUACUUGGAAGCUCUGUAAUUUCAAUGAUGUUUGUGCUUUUAAUCUGUGUUGUUUGUCUUUGUAUAGUCUGCAGAUGUGGAUCCUAACUCCUGCGAGAAGUAACUCACAGUGACAAAGCUACCUUUGCUUUUAUUGAGUUGCAAAUCAAAGAAGGGGGGACAUGUUGGGAACAGGCCCCCCAAGAUCUGGCCAUAAACUGGCCCCAAAACUGGCUAUAAACGAAAUCUCUGCAGCACUGUGACACGUUCAUGAUGGCCGUGACACCCACGCUGGAAGGUUGUGGGUUUACCGGAAUGAGGGCAAGGGACACCUGGCCCACCCAGGGCGGAAAACCGCUUAAAGGCGCUCUUAAACCACAAACAAUAGCCUGAGUGAUCUGUGCCUUAAAGACACACUCCUGCUGCAGGUAACUAACCAGACCCACCCCUUUACUUCGGCCCAUCCCUUCAUUUCCCAUAAUGGAUAGUUUUAGUUAAUCUAUUAUCUAUAGAAACAAUGCUAAUGACUGACGUACUAUUAAUAAAUCUGUGGGUAAACCUCUGUUCCGGGCUCUCAGCUCUGAAGGCUGUCAGACCCCUGAUUUCCCACUUCACACCUCUGUAUUUCUGUGUGUGUGUCUUUUAAUUCCUCUAGCGCCCCUGGUUUAGGAUCUCCCUGACCGAGCUGGUCUUGGCAAGCGGAGGUUGCCCCUGCACCAGGAAAGGGGGGCACAGGAAGGCCCUGCAAGUGCAGGUGCAGCCAACAGGAACAGCAGGACACCUUCCAGAGGUGACCCCAGCCGCCUCUGCCCAGCACCCCCCUGCCCCAAUCCUCCAUGAUCCCUGUCUCCAGUCACCCACUCAGCAUGGCUGUGCUGGACACUGGGCCACAGGGCUGAAGCGACCCAGAGAACACAUAGAGGAAGGGGCCACCUUACACACAGAUGGGGACCCUCCUCUGGGAAGGGAGCACUUUUUGCACAGAAGUUUGAGGGGAAGGAGCUGGGUGUGGUGGCUCACUCCUGUAAUCCUAGCACUUUGGGAGGCUCAGGUGGGAGUUUCACUUGAGCCCAGGAGCUCAAGACCAGCCUGGGCAACAUAAGGAGAACCCCCUUCUCUACAAAAAAAUUAAAAAAUAGCCAGGAAUGGUGGUGCACGCCUGUGGUCCCAGCUACUCAGGUUCCAAGCUGAGGCAGGGAGGCAGGAGGCUUGCUUGAGCUGGGGAGGUCGAGGCUGCAGUGACGCAUGACCAUGUCACUGAACUCCAGCCUGGACAACAGAACAAGGCCCCGUCUCAAAAAAAGAAAGAAAAGAAAAAGAAACUUGAACUUGAGGGUGCAGUGGGGCAGGGGCAGGAGCCUAUAAGGUGCGUGCCAUUCUCUGCUGGCAGCCCCAGCCCCGGCAGCAUACCCUUCUCCCAGCUCCAGUCUAUGGUCAGCAACCCUCACCCAUCUCCCCCAUCUGCUGGGGAUGUAGGUCCAUGUCCUUGACCCAAGACCCUCCCUCAUUCCUGCCCCCAUCCCUCCUCAAGCCAUAUCCCUUACAUCCCUUGAGUCCUCCAUCCCCCCUUCCCCAUCUCCCUGUCCACAGCCUCUGCCCCUCCUCUCCCUACCCUGUACCACCCCCACCCCAGGUCUUCCUCCAUCUCCUUGGGAACACAGAGCUCCUCUAGCAGGCACUCUCAGAACACAGCCUGCCGGCCCCAGCGCCAGGCCUGGCUCCCAGCCUCUUCCCACCACAGCAGCCUCUUCCCUCCGGAUUCAGCUCAGGCGCCAGGACCAGCAGGACCGAGACGCUUCCCACGUCAGCCCUGGCCAAAGCCCAGCUCCUUAUCCAUCGGUGAGCUGCCUGCCAGCUCCUGCUCCAGCUGCUGAGAGGCCUGAAGAAACCAAGACAGAGACAUAGCCCUGCAGCACCACAGGGAGGCCCCAAUUACCCCAUGCGGAUGAGUUUCAUGGCCAUCUCUAACUAAGGACAGGACAUCGAUGUCAUCUGUAACUUCCAGUGCACUGGGACACACAGCUGUAUCUCCCCAUGCUCUCCUCCUGCCCCUCCCGGUGUGAGGACUUAGCCUGGAUCACCUCCUCCAGGACAAGAACGACCUACCAGCAUCUAUCCAUCCAAUCUCCCCACCCAUCCAUCACUGCCUCUGUGCAUGCAUCCUUCCAACCAUUCAUACACGCCUCUGUGCAUGCAUCUGUCUGUCUGUCCCUGCCUCUGUGCCUGCAUCUGUCCAUCCAUCCCUGCCUCUGUGCCUGUAUCUGUCCAUCUAUCCCUGCCUAUGUGUAUGCAUCUGUCUGUCCAUCCAUCCCUGCCUCUAUGCCUGCAUCUGUCCCUCCGUCCAUCCCUGCCUCUGUGCAUGCAUCCUUCUGUACAUCCCUGCCUCUGUGCAUUCAUCUAUCCGUCUUCCAUCCCUGCCUCUGUGCAUGCAUCUACCCAUCCAUUCAUCCUUGCCUCUGCACAUGCAUCCGUCCAUACAUCCCUGCCUCUGUGCAUGCAUCUGUCCAUUCAUCCAUCCCUGCCCCUGUGCAUCCAUCUAUCCAUUCAUCCCUGCCUCUGUGUAGGCAUCUGUCUCCAUCCCUACCUGUUUGCAUUCAUCUGUCUCUCCAUUCCUGCCUCUGUGCAUGCAUCUGUCCAUCCAUCCAUCCCUGCCUCUAUGCAUGCAUCUGUCCAUCUAUCCAUCCCUCUCUCUGUGCAUGCCUCUGUCCAUCUAUCCAUCCCUGCCUCUGUGCAUGCAUCUGUCAUGCUAUCCAACCCUGCCUCUGUGCAUGCAUCUGUCAGUCUAUCCAUCCUCCAUCCCUUUCUUUGUAUCAGCUUAUCCGUACUGAGUGCUCACAACUCCUUCAUCCUAAGACGCUCAUUGGACCUAUUCCCUCCCCCGACUCCACGCCGCUCUCUGCCCUCCCUUCCUGGUCAAGUUCUCCAGCCAGUGGUCUCAACUCAAUCUUCACUUCCUCCGCUCCUCUCAUGCCUAAGCCCACUGCCGCCUAAAUUCUUCCGCAACCCACUGGGCCUACAGGCAAUAAAAAGGUCACCUUGUCCCUGGAGGACCAAACAUAGGCCCAUGUAACUUACUGGGCUUGUUUUUGCCCCAGCCGCGGCUGACCACCUCCUCGUUCACUCUUUUUCUUGAUCACCUUUGGGCUCAGUCUUUCCCCAUCUCUGUUGAGUUCUUCUCCCCUGCCACCUACUCCUUCAUGCUGGGGUUCUCUGUAGCUCUGUACCUGACAGUCACGUUCCACCCUUUCCUCCCAGAAGCUCGCCAACCCCCGUGGACUGCUGGCUCUCAAGGCGACCGCUAGCCCAGCUCCGACAGCAGCUGACAAUGCACAGUAUGCGGCCCGGGGCAGGCCCUGUGCUGAGAGGCAUGGGUGAAUCGCUCAUUUCAUCGGCAAGCCCACGCCACCAGCAGGCGCCGUUCUCCUCGCAUUUCUCAGUCCAGAUAGCGUUUCACCAUGUUGGCCGGGAUGGUCUCGACAUCCUGACUUCGUGAUCUGCCGGCCUCGGCCUCCCAAAGUGCUGGGAUUACAGACAUGAGCCACUGCACUCCGCCAGCAGUAGAAAUUUCUAAGCACCAAAGCAUUCAACAGGUGACCUGUCUAUUCUUGAAAGCAUACGGUUACAUGCACUCACAAAGAGAUGCUUUGGAAUUAGAACUUAUACUUAAAGGGAAGCAGAGCAUAAAAGAUGGAAAAUUUGCAGCCUGACCAUGUGGUAGAAAAGAAAACCCAUUUCCUGGGGAUUAAUUCAAGCUAGGCCUAGGGCCCCGCUACUCUGUGCAGCCUCGGGACGUGGCGCCCUGUGCCCCAGCCACUCCAGCUCCAGCUGUGGCUAAAGAAGGCCAAGGUACAGCUCAGGCCGUCGCUUCCGAAGGUGCAAGUCCCAAGCCUUGGCAGCUUCCACGUGGUGUUGGGCCUGCAGGUCUGCAGAAGACAAGAGCUGGGCUUUGGGGGCCUCCGCCUAGAUUUCAGGGGAUGGAUGGAAAUGCCUGGAUGACCACGCACAGGUCGCCAUGGAGAACGGCUACUGGGGCAAUGCAGAGAGGAAAUGUGGGCUUGGAGCCCCCACACAGACUCUCUACUGGGGCACUGCCUAGUGGAGCUGUGAGAAGAAGACCACUCUCCUCCAGACCCCAGAAUGGUAGAUCCACCAAGAGUUUGUACGCUGUGCCUGGAAAAGCCGCAGGCACUCAGCACCAGCCCAUGAAAGCAGCUGCGGGGGCUGCACCCUGCAGAGCCACAGGGGCGGAGCUGCCCGAGGCCCUGGGAACCCACCCCUUGCAUCAGCGAGCCCUGGACGUGAGACAUGGAGCCAAAGAGAUCACUUGGGAGCUUUAAGAUUUAACGACUGCCCUGGUGGAUUUGGGUCUUGCCUGAGGCCUGUAGCCCCCUUUUUUGGCCAAUUUCUCCAAUUUGGAAAGGGAACAUUUACCCAAUGCCUGUGCCCCCAAUGUGUCUUGGAAGUAACUAACUUGCUUUUGAAUUUACAGGCUUAUAGGCAGAAGGGACUUGCCUUGUCUCAGGUGAGACUUUGGAUUGGCCUUUUGGGUUGAUGUUGGAAUGAGUUUAGACUUUGGGGGACUGUUGGGAAGGCAUGAUUGAGUUUUGAAAUGUGAGAAGGACAUGAGGUUUGGGAGGGUCCAGGGGCAGAAUGAGAUGGUUUUCUCUGUGUCCUUACCCCAAUCAUCUCAAACUGUAAUCCCCACAUGUCGAGGGAGGGGCCGGGCUGGAGAUGAUUGCAUCAUGGGGGCGGUUUCCCCCAUGCACUUCUGGUGUAAGUGAGUGAGUUCUCACAAGAUCUGGUGGGUUAAAAGUGUUUGGCAGCCGGGCGCGGUGGCUCAUGCCUGUAAUCCCAGCACUUUGGGAGGCCGAGGUGGGCAGAUCACCUGAGGUCAGGAGUUCAAGACCAGCCUGGCCAACAUGGUGAAGCCCCAUCUGUACUAAAAAUACAAAAUUAGCCUGGUAUGGUGGCGCAUGCCUCUAACCCCAGCUACUCAGCAGGCUGAGGCAGGAGAAUCACUUGAACCAGAGAGACAGAGGUUGCAGUGAGCCGAGAUCACCCCAUUGCACUCCAGCCUGGGCGACGAGAGCGAAACUCCAUCUCAAAUAAAAAAAACACACAAACACGCAGACAAAAGUGUUUGGUAGUUCCCCCCACCCUGCUUCUCCUGCUGCCAUGUAGGACGUGCCUUGCUUCUCUUCCGCCUUCCCCCAUGACUGUAAGCUUCCUCAGGCUUCCCCAGCCAUGUGGAACUGUGAGUCAGUUAAACUUCUUUUCUUUAUACAUUA